CUUACAACCUAUUUACAGCAAGAACAGGAUGUCAGAGGACUUUACAUUUGAUGGCUUCCGACUUACUUUGGAGCAGCAAUUCGGUACACAAAAUGGUGUAAAGAGAGAAAUUCACCACUGCUCCAUUUAAAUGAAUGUCAUCUAUCCCCAAACAACAACCUGUUUUUGACGCAGUGAUUCAGGAAAAAGGAGAUACUGGUUUUCAAGCAAGCUUUUUCAGCCCACUAAUUAACGCUAACAAGCUAGCUGCGACGCCCAGCUAACAAUGGAGCCCUCUGAGCAGACAGGCCCAGAUUCUGGCUCGCAGGAGGUCAACCCUGUGUACCUGCAGCAGCUGAGAGAGCUGGACAUCCCAGAGGAGGCUGCCAAGCAGGCCCUCUUGCACACCCGAAAUGUAUCUGCUGAAGAGGCUGCCAUGUACUACUUCAACAAGCUGGAGAAUGAGGAGGAGGGAGACGAUGACCUCAUGUUCAAGAUGGUGUUUGUGGUGAACAUGGAACUCGCCAUGGGUGUCGGAAAGGUGGCAGCACAGGUGGGCCAUGCCGCUGUGGGACUUUACCAGGCACUGCAGGAGAAGAACAGCUGGCGGGAGAUGGCCUGGAAAUGGGACCACGGAGGGGCUAAGAAGGUGGUAGUGCAGGGGACCAACAUGGCUCACCUCCUGGAGCUGCAGGCCCUGGCCAUGAGCCUCAGCCUUCCCACCUACCUGGUCCAGGACGCUGGCCUCACACAGGUGGAGGCUGGUUCCCGUACUGUCCUGGCCAUCAUGGGGGAGGAGGAGAUGGUGAACAACGUCACUGGAAGUCUAAAGCUGCUCUGAAGGACUAAACAGCGAAGUUGUGUGAUGCCGCUGGGGGCGACCAGCAGAGGGAGGCAUUCCUUCACAGCAAGAGGCAUGAAAGAGCGUAACAACAACCUGUUAAAAAAGGAAAACAAAAAAAGAGAAAAACAAGACAUGACCCAACCACAACAAAAGAAUAACACUCAGCCAUUUUUUCCCCUUCCGUUCCCUGUCCAAGCCACUGACUGGAGAUUUGUGGGGAGCAGACGGGAGUCAAGAGAACUGGUCCCUUGAGCAGACUACGUUGUUGAAGGCAGGACUACUAUUCAUGUUGACAUAUAUCUUGGUGAUAAGAGAAAAUUCCGCUAGUUAAAGGGAGAGUCCAUUACUAUAUAUGAUUAUCAUAUCAAAAUGUAUAUGUGGUAUAUUAAAAAAACAUGACGUCCAUAGUCAUUUUUCCCCAGCUAAAGGUAUGAUUUGGCGUGUUUUGGUGAUUGUACAUUACUGUUGUUAUCGUAAUUUAAGGGGAUAGAUAUUCAAUCAUUAUGAAAUCCUGCUAGAUUUAGGAUCUCCCUGUUAAAGUUACUGCUCAAAGAGUGCUCUACUCAAUGUUAUUUUUUUCUAUGUGAAAAUUAAAUGGUGUUUGUAUGCAACAUUCUCUCCCAAAGACCCUUAUCCUAUAGAAACUAAAACACUACAUAGUAAAAUGGCCAUCUUUACGUUUACAUAUGUCCAAUAAGGCCAUAUAUAAUCUGGUGUGCCAUUCUUAUGAUUCUGCACUGUUUCCAAUGGAAUUUCUUACAUUGUUGAUUUUCUUUUUGCAAAAGGAAAAUGUUGAAGCAUUCUCAGAAAGGUACAAUUCCUGGAUUUGGGAUUUACAUUGAGUAACACUGACUUGUAUUUCAUGAUAGCAUAUGAGAGGGAGUGACAGACUCAGUCUGUGGAUGAGAUUUUCUUUUGUGUUGAUACUUAGAGUGCCCCAGCAUAUGUACUCCUGCUAAUUCUUGUGUAUAACAAUUUACACAAGUAAAAUGUGUAACUAAAAUGUGGUCUUCUAGUUCAUGAUCAGUCUUUAUUAUACUUGCCUUAGGUAAGUUGAUAAAUCAAAAUGUUACAAUUUUAAAAUGAAUGAAGAAUAUGGAUUUUGCAAUGAAUGUGCAAUUAUUCAGUUGUUCACACACUUAUGGUCUUAAACAUUUACAAAGAAUCUUAAAAGUUUAAAUGUCUAUUGUGUCUUAACUCUCCUUGUUCUUUGGUUUAGACAAAGGAAUUGUAUUUGGACGUUGGGUUGCCAUUCUAAGCUGUUGACAAGUCAAGGUCUACUCGUGGCAAAAUAUUAUUUUUGCAGAUUGAUUUGAAGGAAAAUGUCAUGCAUGUUACAGUUAAAUGAAAGUUUUAUUUUUUCUUUAAAUGACCAUUUGAAAAUCAAUGGCCACAUUAAUCUCUGUAACGUUUUAGCACUUUGAUACCUCCCUGUGUUACCACUCAUUUGUUCAAAGACUGAGGAGACAAAUAAAAUGCCUCCAGGUCAACUAAAUGA
Molecule: messenger RNA, 2321 nt
Organism: Hypomesus transpacificus
Lineage: Eukaryota; Metazoa; Chordata; Actinopteri; Osmeriformes; Osmeridae
Product: UBA_like_SF and PTH2 domain-containing protein
Exons: 7
Coding region: 266-820 (184 amino acids)
Cellular component (GO): mitochondrion; cytosol
Molecular function (GO): peptidyl-tRNA hydrolase activity; protein binding
Source: RefSeq, a predicted model, not a curated record